Messenger RNA from Ogataea angusta, 420 nucleotides. RefSeq lists its product as uncharacterized. The transcript has a single exon. Gene Ontology annotation, cellular component: mitochondrial outer membrane. The coding region runs from base 1 to 420 and encodes 139 amino acids. The record is from RefSeq and is a predicted model, not a curated record. Gene Ontology annotation, biological process: intracellular protein transport. NCBI's taxonomy places the organism in Eukaryota, Fungi, Ascomycota, Pichiomycetes, Pichiales, Pichiaceae.
AUGGUCACCCUUACCAGAAUCGAAGACGAAAGCCAACAAAAGCCUGAAGAAAAGGUGUUCAACGCAGGCGAGGAAGAAGUUGAAUCCGAAUCCGAAGUUGAAACGGAAGACGAAUUUGACGAAAAUGAAACAUUGUUGCAGAGAAUCGAAGCUCUUAAAGACAUGAUUUUACCUGAGCAAAGACAAUACAUUGCCUCGACUUUGGAGUCUGCUUACUCCACUGCGUCAACUUUGGCUAAAAAGUGUGGCAACGGGUUGUGGAUUCUGACUUCUUCUACCUUGCUUUUGGGAGUUCCUUUGGCUUUGGGAAUUUUUGGUGAGACCCAGUUGAACGAAUUGGAAAAGGAAAUGCAAUUGCAACAAGGUAGCAGUGACUUGCUGGCCUCGGGAAGCGAACAACCAGCUACAGCAGCAAGAUAA